GGGCACCGCACCGGGCCCGGUACCGGGGGCUGGGUCCCGGGGCCCCGGUCCCGGAACCCGAUCCCGGAUCCCGAUCCCGGGACCUGAUCCCCAUCCCGGGUCCCGACUCUCGGGUCGCGGUGCCGGUCCCGGAUCCCGAUCCCGGGUCUCGAUCCCGAUCCCGGUCCCGAGUCUCGGGUCGCGGUCCCGGUCCCGAUCCCGGGUCGCAGUCCCGGAUCCGGAUCCCGGUACUGAUCCAGGGUCCCGAUCCCGAUCCCGGGUCCCGCUCCGGGGUCCCGAUCCCGAUCCCUGUGCCGGGUCCCGAUCCCGAUCCCGGGUCGCGGUCCCGGAUCCGGAUCCCGGGUCCCGAUCCCGAUCCUGGUGCCGGGUCUCGAUCCCGAUCCCGGGUCGCGGUCCCGGAUCCCGAUCCCGGGUCCCCGCCCGGGGUCCUGAUCCCGAUCCCGAUCCCGGUGCCGGGUCCCGAUCCCGGUCCCGUUCCCGGUGCCGCCAUGCGGGGGGGGCCGCCGGCUGCUGCCGGUGCUGCUGCUGCUGUGGGAGGCGGCGGUCCCGGUGGGCGGCAGCGGCGGGGGGGGUCCCGGCGGCGGCGGCGGCGGGGGGGUCCCGCGGCCCCGGGGAGCCGUGCGGGGUUUACACCCCCGGCUGCGCCCGCGGGCUCCGCUGCACCCCCCGGCCCGGGGAACGCGCCCCGCUCCGCGCCCUCCUGCGGGGCACCGCGACCUGCCGCCCCCUCCGCGCCCCCCCCGCCGCCACCGCCGCCCCCCCAGCCCCCCUGCCGCGGGCACUUGGCCGCCGCCCUGCAGGAGCUGCGGGGGGGGCUCUACCGCUCCGCCGCCGCCAUCUUCCUCCCCAACUGCGACCCCCGCGGCUUCUACCGGCCCAAGCAGUGCCGGGCCUCCCGCGGGCCGAAGCGUGGGCGCUGCUGGUGCGUGGACCCGAGGGGGCACCCGCUGGCGGCCGCCGAGGGGCCGGGGGGGGUCCCCCGCUGCCCCCCCCCGUGACGGGCCGGGCCCCCCCGCACGGCGGGACGCGGGGUCACACCCACCUAAGCACCGCCCCGCCUCCAAGCCCCGCCCACCAAACAUCAAACCACGCCUCUCCCGCUCCAAGCCACGCCUCUGGCCUCGCCCCCGUUUCCCGCGCUGACCCUUGGCGGGAGGCGGGAGGCCACGCCCCGCGCGGGACCGGCGCGAGCGGAGCGCGGCGGUGGGGCUGACGGCUGCCCCCCAGGCCAUGGCGGGGGGCGAGCGGGAGACGCUGCUGGCGCUGCAGCGGGCGCUGUCGGAGGAGCAGUUCCAGAGCCUCAAGUACCUGCUGGAGGAGCGGCUGCCGCGGGGGGAGCUGGGCCCCGCCACCCGCCCCGACCUCUGCCGCCUCCUGCUCCAGCGCUUCCCCGGCCGGGCCCUCCACGUCCUCGCCGACCUGCUCCGCCAAAUCCACCGCCACGACCUCCUCCGCCUCUACCACCUGCCCGGUGCUGAGGAAGAGGAGGAGGAAGAGACCCCCGGGGAGACGGGGGCUGCCGGCGGCUCCUCGGCACCCCCGGGACAUGGCAGGGGGGACGCGGGACGUGGGUCCGUCCCGCCGCCGGCCGCCCCUGCCCCUCGACGGCUGACGGAGAAAGAUUUGCUCCGCGUGGCCCAAAAACUGGGGAAGGAAUGGCAGGAGGUGGGGAUCGGGUGCCUGGGGCUGGAGAGGAGCCGCCUGGAUCAGAUCCGGGCGGACAACGCCGGCAACGCCGUCAUGCAGAGCUUCGAGAUGCUGCUGGAAUGGCAGCGGCGGGAGAAGGAAGGGGCCACGGCCCCCCGGCUCCGCGCCUGCCUGGCCCCCGCCAGCCUGGCCCCCGAGCUGCUCGACCUCCUCCGCAGCCUGCAGGGGGAAUGAGGGGGUCCCACCCCCCCACAGAGCCUGCCCACCCCCCUCCCAACCUUGUUUUUGGGGGGGAAAAGGGGAAGAGUAAAAGCGGUUUUAUUCCA
Molecule: messenger RNA, 1973 nt
Organism: Chroicocephalus ridibundus (black-headed gull)
Lineage: Eukaryota; Metazoa; Chordata; Aves; Charadriiformes; Laridae
Exons: 5
Coding region: 1231-1881 (216 amino acids)
Biological process (GO): regulation of apoptotic process; signal transduction
Molecular function (GO): protein binding
Source: RefSeq, a predicted model, not a curated record